Cyclocybe aegerita is the source of this 3147-nucleotide messenger RNA. The record is from the annotation of a GenBank genome assembly. Lineage: Eukaryota; Fungi; Basidiomycota; Agaricomycetes; Agaricales; Hemipholiotaceae.
AUGUUCAGCCAGCUCCGCAAUGCCGUCGAACAGUUGGCAGCAGGCUCUUCACCAUCGGACACCCACUCAGCGACGUUAGCGCUUACACCACGCUCGCAAUCCUUCGACCUCCAGUCCUCGCACGUGGUAUCUCCAAGCCAGUUGGCGGAUUCUGCAAUGUCGACCUUGCGCAAGUCCCUCGUAUCCCAACGCACGUCCAGUACUGGGACGACAACCACCCAAAGGGCCAAUUCUCCCGCACGGCCAGCUGAGAAUGCAACGAGUACGACGGCUACAACAACACCUACAGCGCGCAAGUCAAACCUGGAGGAGAGACUGCGGCGCGCCACACAUUCUGCGAUCGUAGGGGAACGCCCGACUGCGAGAUCGUCCUCUCCUCGAUCAUCCUCUCCCACUCCAUCGACCGUAACUCGAUCGACACGAGUCGCCUCGCCGUCCCCCAUGGCCAGAACCCGAACGCCCGUGCCUGCAAAACGCGAAGCCUCCCCCGCGGCGUCGCGACGUGGUGAGCCCGUCUUGAAACCUUCCACCUCUCGCGAAUCUAAACUUGGUCACCCCACUGAACUCUUAUUGGAAAAAUCCGUCUCUGGAUCGCCAAAGCCUCGCACGAAAAGGCUGGAGGACGUACCGCCAGCAGCUACUGAAACGCCCAUAGAUGUUUCGCCGAAGGAAGUCGAGAAGGAUGCUCUGAUGGACUCUAUCGUUGAUAGCCAACCGCAAGACGUUUCCCCUCCUCCCGAAGAACCCAAAGUCGAUGGUGUUCCUUCACCAAUGCCAGCUAAACCCGCUACCGAAGAGCCCAGUCGGACGACCCCGACGGAGGUUGAUGCCAGCAGCGAAGUGGAGGUCAAGGAUGAAGCAUCUGAGGAGUUAGCCGUUGAGCAAACGGUGGAAGUUGAGGAAAUACCCAUCCCAUCCGCGACUCCCUCGCCAGCCCCAGAUACUGUGACUGCCGUUGCAGAAAAUGCCGUACCUGCUGUUCCGGAGGAAGCUCCUGCUGUCCUAGUGGACACGCCAGCCGUUCCAGAACAAACACCCUCUGGUCCCACGGACGACCUUCCCGUUUUGAAAGAGAGGCCAGUCGAAGUCGUCCAAUCGGAACCAUCAACUGAAACCGUUGAACCAAAUGCUCCUCCCGCUCAAAUUGAAACCUCUAUCCCAGAAAGCAAGUCGGAGGUUGUUGAGUCGAACCCUCCACCUGUAUCAAUGGAGUCGGAGUCGGACGCACCUGAGAAACAGGAGGAAAUGGUCGAGGCGCCCGCACCAACACCUUCUCCCCCAGUUGUGGACCGUUCCGCCGAAGUGGAAAGUUUGCAAGAGAGGUUGAAGCAGGUUGAACAGCGGUUCUCUGAUGUUUCUACCUCUUUCAAGCGACUGCAGGCAGAGAAACUCGCUGCUGACAGUGUCCUGCGCGAAUCUACACCACUGGAAAGCAUGAACGACGCGGAGGCUCUCCGCGAGUUCUUCGCCAACCUCAAGAACAAAGAUCAAGUCUUCCAAGACGAGAUCAAGCGGCUGAACCAGAAGCUGGAAGUUCAAGAAGACCGCUUCGACGAGCUCCGUGAGACUCACAGAUUGGAAUCACAUUCCCGGUCAGAAGAGGUCAAGAAACUGCAAACUCAACUGGACGAAACCGAGGCACUCUUCCAAGCUGCUCAAAGGGCAACGUCCAGUGUGGAAGAGGCAUCGCAGAAAGACAGGGAGGAGAUCGAGCGGCUACAUAAAGAGGUCGAGUCGGCGAAGGGCCUUGCGAAAGAGGAAGAAGAGAAACGGGUCAAGGCCAUCAGCUUGCUCAAAACCGUCCGGCAAAAGUUGGUAAAGGCGGAGAAGGAUAAGGAGGAUGCGAUAAAGGAAGUGGCAGCCUCGAAGGAGCGGGAGAAGGGCGACAAGGAUAAGGAGAUGGCCGAGAGGAUGAAUUUACAGUAUGAGAUGGACGAUUUGAAGGCUGCUCACGAGAAGGCUACUGCAAACCUGAAGUCCCAAUUCGAGAAGGACAUGGCCAAUUUGCGAGAGCGCUACGAGCAAGAGAUCAUUGUUCUGAAAGGACAGGCUGAAUUGGACCUCGCCGCAGCCAAGAGCGCGUAUGCAAAGGAAUUGGCUGCGAAGACAUCGCAAAUCUCGACGUUGGAGAACUCCCUGAACAACGUUUCGCGAGAUAAGAACGCAUUCUUCGACCAACUCCAGCUCCGGCAAGCCGAAGUUGAGUCCGCACAGGGGCACUUGGAGUCGUUGGAGCACCAAAACACCGAGUUCCAGUUCCAGCUACGCGAAUCCAACGACCGCCUCGCGCUGCUCAAGGAGGAAUACGCUGAGCUCCUCCGCGAAUCCGAAAGCCGGUCCCGCGAGCCCACAACGUCCGCUGACGAGGUCGCCCGUAUGAUCUCUGCUACCGAAACGAAGUACGAAGCACGCAUCGCAGAGAUGAAGCGCAAUAUUUCUGUGCUAGAGAAGGAGCGCUACGAGAGCGAGGCGGACUGGAGCAAGAAGCUCAAAGAGAAGGUGAAGGAUCUCGAGGAAAUGAAACGCGUUCUUGGCACAGCGACGAGGUCGCGCGAGAAUGAAGAGAACCUCAUCGCUGAACUUAAGGCAGACCUGGCGAGAGCGCAGGAGACUUCGAAGGCUCUACAACACCAAGCUGCUGAGUUGCCCAUCCUUCGUGAGCAGGUUCAGGAAUCACAGAAAUCGUCGAAGGAGCAGGAGCAAGAAUUCAGCGUCAAGAUUACGGUGCUCGAGAGGCAACUCGAAGAUCACAAGACGCGUGAAGUUCAGCUCAAGCAGAGCAACAAGACCCUGCGCGACGAGCUCCGCAAAGUGCAAUCUUCCGCCGCCCUGCUCGAGCGCCAGCGCAAUCCGGGAGUUGGGUACUGGACCACCCGCGUUGCAGAGGGCAAUGGGCAUACCUCCGCCGCCAUCGAGUCGCGGACAUCAAUCUCCUCUCCUUCAGACUCGACAUCAAGAGCGUCUUCCCCUGCACCUAGCACAGCGGCCUCAACCAAGGCCGAGGAAGAGGUCAACUUGGAGUAUCUUCGGAAUGUCAUCCUUCAGUUCUUGGAGCAUAAGGAGAUGCGGCCCAACCUCGUGAGAGUGCUGUCCAUCAUCCUCCACUUCACUCCCCAGGAGACAAGGAGGCUGAUCGCAAAGGUGUAG